Molecule: messenger RNA, 519 nt
Organism: Oxyura jamaicensis (ruddy duck)
Lineage: Eukaryota; Metazoa; Chordata; Aves; Anseriformes; Anatidae
Gene: IL21
Product: interleukin 21
Exons: 5
Coding region: 21-425 (134 amino acids)
Biological process (GO): immune response; positive regulation of natural killer cell mediated cytotoxicity
Cellular component (GO): extracellular region
Molecular function (GO): cytokine receptor binding
Source: RefSeq, a predicted model, not a curated record
UUAAAACAAAACUCAUCAGCAUGGAGAGGAUGAUUAUUUUCUGUAUGCUCUUCUUCUGUUGCGGUAUGGUUCUGACUGCAACUCCACAAAAAGCAAUGAAAUACAAACAGCUUGUAAAGACAAUUGAUUCGUUAGAAGAGGUAGUGAAAGAUAAGGAUGUUGAAUUGCUGCAUACACCAGAAAACCCUGUGGACGAAUGCCUGUUCACAGCUGUGACGUGCUUCCAGAACGGCAUACUGAAAUUACAGCCUAAGAACAGCCAAGUAAAUGCUAAAUUCAUCAAAACAGUUAACAUCUUGAAAAGACCCAUUCUCAAAGACUCUGGAAAGCAGUGUGAAUCUACAUGUGAAUCUUAUGAGAAAAAAUCCCCCAAAGAGUUUUUGAAGAGCUUCUCAAAGUUGAUGAAAAAGUUUUUCAAGGAGUAAUACUGGACACAUGAGACCUGAAGGCUACCGAAAAUCUACUAUUUAAAGCAGACACUAUACUAUUUAAGACAACGUGAAAAACGUAAAUAUUUUC